UCACUUUUUUAGUCUCCAUAGCUUACUUUUCAUAAACCCUUACUAGAAAACUAUCUAGUAGUUAAACUUAAUCUCAGAAACCAUCUCUGAAAAACUUCCUCUCACCUCAGUGAAACGCUUUAAUCUCCCGAUGAUCAUACUGGUGUCUGUCAGUGAAGACACUGCAUGAGACGCAAUUCAACACUCUUCUGCUGGGAUUCUUCUGGAAAAUGGACUUUAGAGAAAUCAUUCUUAUCUUUGGACUGACGCUGCUGAAAAUUGGUGCAUGUCUGGAGCAGAUCUGCUGGGAUUUUGAGAAAGGUCCCUGUUAUGCAGCUCUGGGAUACCCACUAUAUCUGCAGAUUAAUGACCUGUUUGGAAGUAACUGGACAUUUACAAAAAUAGACAACACACAAAAUGAGCCAGUUUGUAGAACAAAUGCUGGCAUGACAGGAAAUGAAUGUGAUCAUGUUCUUAACAGAGUUGAAUAUUAUUCCAGAAAUUUCCUGUUUAUAAACCGUGUGAUCAGAGCUGAUUCAGGGAAUUACAACUUAUCUCUAUCUUACCGGGCCCCAGAUGUAGUAAGGGGUAGGGGAUUGACAAUUGGUCUUCAGAUCAAUGUUGAAGCUCCUAUUGGCUCAGUAGAAGUGUCAAUCAGCUGCUUCUCCAUUGGGGUGAUGAGGGCAUCCUGCUCCUCUGAUGGGGAUCAGCUCCUCUACAGCUGGACUCUGAAUGGAGAUCCAUUGAUGGAUGCAAACAGCUCCAUUGUUCUGGAUGAGGGAACUGAUGGAAACAUCACCUGCAGUGUGAAGAACCACGUCAGUCAAGGACAGAAGACCAUUAGUGUGAAACGCUGUCCUGUGUCUUCAGGGUCUGGGGUGUUUGUGCUGAUCUGGUGUUUUCAGCUGAUGGUUCUGUUGGGUCUGUUAGGAGGUUUUCACAUCUACAUGAGACAUGUCAGGAAAGAAACGGGACAAUCAGAAACUGAGAAUGAUUGAGAGCACGACGUGAACACACAAGCAGCAGAUUCAGCAGCAGAUAUCAUCACAGAUUCUCACAUGAAUACAGCUUUCAUUUGUCAAUAGCAGGAGAUCUUUUAGAAUAAAGCCAGAAGACAUUUUCUUCAGUUUUAAUUACAAAGAGUUAUUUUCUGGACUUUUUUUUUUUUGCAACAUAUUGAUGAUUUUAUUCACUUGCCUUUAUAUGCUUUUAAUGAACUAUUUCUUAGCCAACCAUAAUACGUGACUGUUAUGUAAUUGCAAAAAAAGCAAUAGCUUUGUUUUGAAUCUCUAUUUACUAUCAUUAUUUGUUGUUUAUAUUAAUAAAUUCAACUUUUUCACCACCA
Megalobrama amblycephala (Wuchang bream) is the source of this 1324-nucleotide messenger RNA. RefSeq lists its product as uncharacterized. The transcript has 5 exons. Bases 210 to 977 code for a protein of 255 amino acids. NCBI's taxonomy places the organism in Eukaryota, Metazoa, Chordata, Actinopteri, Cypriniformes, Xenocyprididae. The record is from RefSeq and is a predicted model, not a curated record.